This is a messenger RNA of Diospyros lotus (date-plum), 1803 nucleotides long. RefSeq lists its product as uncharacterized. The transcript has 4 exons. Gene Ontology annotation, molecular function: nucleic acid binding; zinc ion binding. The record is from RefSeq and is a predicted model, not a curated record. Lineage: Eukaryota; Viridiplantae; Streptophyta; Magnoliopsida; Ericales; Ebenaceae. The coding region runs from base 578 to 1309 and encodes 243 amino acids.
AUCAAUCAGGCUCUCUCACCUUCCUUCUCCUCCUCCCUCGGCAGCAUAUUUUUCAUCUCCCUAGCUAGCAUCCGUCAUCUCGGCGGUUGCGUGCACCUCCCGCGUCCGUCAUCGCUGCGGCACAGUUUCCGGCUCCCUUGUCCGUCGCCACUGCUUCAUCUUCUUCGCUCCGUUCGCCCUGUCAUUUCCGGUAGCUGCGUGCAUCUCCGGCGUCCCUCAUCCUUCGUCUCCGACCCAUUAUCUCUUGUCCGUCGUUGCUGCCACUGUUUCCGGCGUCUCUUGUACGUCGCCGCUGCUUCAUCUUCCUCUCUCCGUUUGCUGUAUCAUCUUCAGCGUCACAGCGUUCCCUAUCCAGCUUCACAUCUUCGGUGUCACAGCAUCCCAUCAUCUCCGUCUUCUUUGCUGCUGCCACUCACCGGCGUCGCAGCGUUCCCUCUCCGGCUUCACAGCCAUUUAGAUCUGAGAGAGAGGAGAUUAGUUUGGUGAUGUUGAGGCUUUGAUCUUUGGAGCUGCAUCUGGUGGUUGUGCAGAUCUUUGCUAUCUCUCAUACAUUUAGAAAAUUAACGAGCAGUAUUCAAUGAGUCCAGAUAGAAGUAGAAGUCCUGCACGGGCAAAGAGGUUUCGUAGCAGUGAACGUGCAUCUUACCGUGAUGCACCUUACCACAAGGAACGACCUAGAUACCGGCCAGAUUAUCUAUGUAAUAAUUGUAAACGACCCGGGCAUUUCGGGCGAGAUUGUCCAAAUGUGACUGUGUGCAAUAACUGUGGACUUCCGGGCCACAUUGCCGCUGAAUGCACCUCGACAACCAUGUGUUGGAACUGCAAAAACCCAGGUCAUCUUGCUAGUCAGUGCAGCAAUGAUCCAGUCUGCCAUAUGUGCGGGAAGAAGGGUCACCUGGCUCGUGAUUGCAUUAACCCAAGUGUGCCGCCUCAUGAUGCAAGGUUAUGCAAUAACUGUUACAAGCCUGGACACAUUGCUGUUGAUUGUACCAAUGAGAAGGCCUGCAACAACUGCCGUAAACCGGGGCACCUGGCACGUGAUUGUACCAGCGACCCUGUUUGCAACAUCUGCAAUAUAUCUGGUCAUGUGGCCCGUGAAUGCCCCAAGUCGAACCAGCCACAUCCAGAAAUGGUAGGGGGUGCUUUCCUGGACAUAAUUUGCCACAAUUGUGGUCAUCCCGGUCAUAUCAGUCGCGACUGUGUCUCGAUUGUGAUCUGCACCAACUGUGGUGGGAGAGGACAUCAAGCAUAUCAAUGCCCUUCUCUUCCAUUGCCCUAUCAUCGCGGCGGUGGCCUCCGUAGGUUAUGAAGACUGGUUUUGUAGGAUUUUUGUGGUAGGGACUUAACUAUUUUAAGCUUCUGAUGUGGUUGGUUGGAAACAAAAUGGUGUUGGAUUUGUAUUUGAAAUGGUUGGAGGCAAACAUAGGCACACUCCCUUUUCCAAACUGGUGUAGCAUUGAUUGUUGUGAACGGGUUUUGUUCAGAGAGGGCUUGGUGAAAAUUGUUAUUGACUUGGAGACUUUGAAGAUCAGGCCAUGCAUGACCUGUAGUGGACUAGCGAUAUUCGACAAUUGACUGUAGUUGAGAACUCAUCACGGCCCAAUUUGACACUUGGGCCCCCUUUUUUCAAGAUAAAAAAAAGUAAGUUGGAUAAAGUUUUUAUGUGUCGGCCAUCGUUCAUACUCUCUGCUCCAUCGCUCAUUCUAAUCCUGUUGUAAUGGUGCACGGGCUCACCACUAAGCAACUAUUGGGCCGCCUGUAAUUUAAAUUCUCUUAGUCUGUUUGUUUGUCUUUACACUAUUA